Molecule: messenger RNA, 4464 nt
Organism: Rhincodon typus (whale shark)
Lineage: Eukaryota; Metazoa; Chordata; Chondrichthyes; Orectolobiformes; Rhincodontidae
Product: diacylglycerol O-acyltransferase 1
Exons: 11
Coding region: 153-1040 (295 amino acids)
Biological process (GO): triglyceride biosynthetic process
Cellular component (GO): endoplasmic reticulum membrane
Molecular function (GO): diacylglycerol O-acyltransferase activity
Source: RefSeq, a predicted model, not a curated record
UGGCCCACUUUUGUUCCUUCUUUGUAUUUUUUUCGUCUGGUCUCCUCCCACAUUGCUAGAUCUGAAAGACCCUGUUCUCUGCCUAGUUUCUAAAAUGUGUUGUUCUAAGUGACUUUGUUUCUCGUUCUAUAGUGGGCGCUGUGUUGGCACUGAUGUGCUACACCAUUCAGUUUCUGAAACUCUACUCGUACAAAGAUGUAAACAAGUGGUGUCGAGAACUGCGCCGAGCAAAAGUGAAGACUUUAGUGAGAUCUUUGUCAGCUCCGGGUUUGAAAGAGAAUGGUGAAGCAGUGCAAUCGGUAGUCGUGUAUCCAGGGAACCUGACGUACAAAGACAUGUAUUAUUUCCUAUUUGCUCCCACUCUGUGCUAUGAGCUAAAUUUUCCCCGGUCGCCCCGGAUUCGAAAGCGGUUCUUACUGAGGAGAAUGUUUGAAAUGCUUUUUCUCAUCCAGUUACAAGUGGGGUUAGUUCAGCAGUGGCUGGUGCCAGCAAUACAGAAUUCUAUGAAACCGUUCAAAGAUAUGGACUGUUCCAGGAUGAUAGAGCGCUUACUGAAGCUUGCGGUUCCCAACCACCUGAUCUGGCUCAUCUUUUUCUACUGGUUUUUCCACUCAUCUAUGAAUGUUUUAGCUGAACUGAUGAAAUUUGGAGAUCGGGAGUUCUACAGGGACUGGUGGAAUUCGGAGACAGUGACGUACUUUUGGAAGAACUGGAAUAUUCCUGUUCACAAGUGGUGCAGCAGGCACUUCUACAAGCCCAUGCUGAAGAGAGGAAUGAACAAGAGGACGGCACAGACAGCAGUCUUCCUCGCAUCAGCUUUCUUUCACGAGUAUCUGGUCAGUGUUCCUCUGAAGAUGUUCCGACUGUGGGCAUUCAUGGGGAUGAUGGCCCAGGUUCCACUGGCUUGGUUAGUUGGGACGUUUCUGAGUGGGAAUUACGGAAAUGCGGCAGUGUGGUUGACCCUGAUCAUUGGGCAGCCGAUUGCAGUGCUGAUGUAUGUGCACGAUUAUUACAUUUUGAACCAUGAGGGACCUCUGUGAUUACAGGAAACCUGCAAAAACUACAGAAUCUGCAACGUGAACAAGGACACUCAUCUACUUUCAUAAUCGGUGGAAAUUUCUUGGAGAGGAUUUUCUUUUGUUCUAAGGGGUUUGGUGCUUUAAGGAAAGUGUUUGUGGGACACGGGGACCACCAUCCUUUUAGAAUUAUUCUAUUUGCAUCCACAGAGCAGUGGGAAAAAUGGCACUGCAGUCAGGGGUGGGGAUGAGGGUAAGUUGGAAAGUAGAAUUUCAGUCAGCAUGAUCACUGAUGUGGGAUAUAAAAUAUGUGGUCCAUACGUAGUGUAACCAUCCACUGUAAAAGGGAGAAAGGUGGUUGGAUUUUGUCUGCGUGAUCCCCAAAAAAACAGUGAGAAAGCUGACAUCCUGGUCAAUACUGCUAUCUGGCUGUUUGUUCCAUCUUAGGAUCUCUGUCCAUUCAUUUAACAGGGAUCCAUAAGAUCUUAACCUGGUUGGCAAACAGAGCCAUGUUUUAACCCCACAGAUGCUGAAUGAAAUAUGUUCCACAAAGAUUCUUCAGGGAUGGAUUGGUGAAGUCUGUGCCCCUGAGGGGUGGGGGGUGCAAUUGGAGGAGAAAGUGUCUCAUUUGAUUCGGCCCAGUGAAAACAAUUCUUUCACUGUCUCUCUCCUCCUUUGGAAGUGGGGGAUUGAAGCACAUAAUAGAGUGUUCUUUUCUCCACUAACUUAUUAGAGAUAUGAGAGUAUUAAAUAUUGAACAUCUUCAGCUGGAGAUGAGCAUGGUCCUGAGCUAGUGGGAGGAGUACCCCAUGGAGGACAUUUAUUAUUUUAUCUUUAUCAUUUGUUUUUCUCGGUUAUUGUUCCUUGAGAAAAUUGCUGGUAUGUUUCUUUGCUGUUUCUCAUAUUCCCUCUACCCAGAGAAGAAUAUUCCUGGUCACAGGUUCAAGCUGUGAUAGCUGUGUUCAGGAAUGUGUUCCCUGUAGUUAAUGAGCCCAGUAUAGGAUUUCACCAUUUUCUUGAGUGACAACUUUGGACAACUGUCCUAAAGGAGAUCAAAUAUCAUCUCAAAAUAAACCAUCAGCUACCUGCUCAGUCGAUGGAAGGGUGAGAGUGAGAUUUCUUCUAUUUAUUUGGCUGUUUUUUUAAAGACAAUAGUAAAAACCAUGUUUUUAUCCUCCGAGUUCUCCCCACCUCCCACUUCUUGUACCCAGCUCUCCUUUGACAAGGUUAGUUUCCAAUACAGCCAGUGAGGCAAGUGAAUGAUUUGCUUGUAUGAGGGAGUUUAUAGAAUGGCCUCACAGGAGGAAGUCCUGUCCAUCAGCUGUUCAUCCAGUCAAAAACAUUGACUUUUGCUGACAUAUUCUAACAAAGUGUUAGAUGAGUGAGUGAAUGCCUUAAAAAAACAAAAAACUCCUCCACUGUCUGAUCUGUCCUUUAGGAACUGUCCUCCAGUUCACACCACCACACCCCCACCACGUGCAGGUUUCACCACUUCAAGUCAUUAAUGAAAUGUUGUGGACAUUUCCCACUACAAACACUGGUCAUUAGAAAACUUGAUAGUUUUCAAAGACACUUUCAUGUUUAAGGGAGCUAACACCAGCUUGAAACAGAGAUAAUCCUCCCCAGAAAUGUGUGUCUGUUUGUUUUUCACUAAGUGCCUGACUGGUUUUGUAACUUCUGAUUGCAAGUUUGUUACCUGAUUUUUUUACUGUAACAAAACUGCAUCAACAAUGCAAUUUCUGGAAUAUUAUCUUUCACACAGUCAAUAUUUAACAUUCCUGACCCACUUGGGGAGCCCAUCAGCAACUGAAAGCUGGAAUGAUCUGUGUAGAGGAGAGGGGCUUAUUUUAAUAAAGGUGGGCAGCAAGUAGAUUAUGGAUGCAGAGUGUGACAGAUGCUUCCACUAAUAGGAUCUGUGCUGGGAUAGCUGUUUCCUGUUUUGGCUCUGUGUGCCUCACCAUUGUUGACCAGAGUUCAUGAGUAAAGCCACUGAGGUCAGGAGUACACUGCACUGGUGAAAUGCAAACUUAAUAGGAGGAAGCAACUUUCUCAGGCUGUCAAAUAUUCUGAUGUUUUGUUAAGUGGAUCUGAGUUGCUUUGUAGAGGGAUUGGAGGAAUGAGGGAGGGCAAGGGAAUCUGCUGAGAAGAACUCCUCCCCCAACCUUUAUACAUCUUUGUCUCCUCCUUGUUGCUCUUAUUAAAUACCGGCAUUCUGUCCUGGAAAUGAGAGAGGCAGAUGAUUGGAAUAAAGUGGUGGGAAUCAUCUGCAGUCUCCCACCCUCCAGCUGGUCUGUACAAUCAGUGAAUCUUGACUGUCUUUACUGGUGCCCAGUCCAGAAUCUGAUUUUAUUCCCGUUGGGGGGUGGGAUCCAGACAAUACGAUCGUGUUGUCCUAUUUGUGCUGAUUUUUGACUUUUGAAUAUAAUUUUUUGUUUAUUUUUAUAAGAAAACUGCCCAUCCUCUGCAGAGAUCUUAUUUUUGUAAAUACACUGCCCCCAUCUGAGGAUGGGCUGCGUAACAGUGAGCCAAGGCAGGACAAUGUUACGCUCACAUCUGGUGCAUUGUAUUGCACAUUCUUUUUACCACUUCUGUUCUCUUUGCCCUUUGUAUAGGACUAACCAGAAUGAUAUCCUACUGUAUCAUGCCUUACCUUGUGAUAAGAGAAAUGUCCUGUUUGGAAAAAGCCACAUAGGUCUAGAGGACCAUGAGGUUGAAAAGGCAGGACCUUAAAUGGUGACCUCACCCUGUUUGGGAUUAGUUUAAUACAUUGUAGAUUAUACAACCCAAUUUCUCUCCCUAUUGAUUGAUGUCAGAGCUCUGCUGGCUGGAGGCUAAUUACUAUUAAAUACUAAAAAGUGAAUGCUGACCAUGUCACCUCACUUGGUUUCUUAACCCUCUCGAUCAAGAUGGCUAACUUUCUGUAUCAAAGAACAAAGCUCCAGAACUUGUUUACCAAACUCUAUAUUAGGUAGUGAUUUUACAGUCUGUCCUCAUCAUAAUGGAAAGGUUUUUAUCCAAGACAAAUUUUAUAUAUCCAUGUGCCUCAAUAGGUGGGUCCCAGUCUUGUUCCCAUCUAUUGUGCUGCUCAGCUGUAACCUGGGAUCAGAAGUUCACCCAGUGUCCCCUUGCUGCUGUCCUUCACUGUUUUCAAUGAGUUACAGAUGUAACAAAGGCACCAGCAAUGUCCCUCUAAACAUGUUUUUUAAUGCAGUUUUAUGUAUAUAGAUUUAAUUUCUGAUACUGUAAUGAUAUCAUUCUAUUUGUGCCAUGUCUUUUAGGGAGUUUAUUGAAACUGUAUUUAAUCUUGGAAAUUGAACCAAUUAAUAGCGAUCAUGGAUUAAAAAAAGGGAAGCCAAGACUAUCACAAGGUCUGGCCAGCCUGCAAAUGGGUGUUUUUCACGUAGCACUUGCAAUAGGUAUGGUUUUUAAUAAAAACAAUUUUAAACAA